AGGAAAGAAGGAACAUUAGAGCUUGUCCUUAUCAUGGAUGCUUUUGGCUUGAUACAAAUUGGCCUCAUACUGUCAAGCACCACGCUCAUCUCCAGUCUUCAGUGCAACCACCUCCCUCUGCAGCAAAGAAAAGUGAUCGAGAGCAGCCUGCGACUCCUGGAUAAAAUGGGAAAAGAGUUUCCCCAGCAAUGUCUAAGAGAGAAAAUGUCCUUCAGAUUUCCUACCCAGGUUCUGCAGCCCAGGCAGAAGGAGACUGUUGGAGUUGCCAUUGAAGAGAUCUUCCAACAUAUCUUCUAUAUCUUCAGCAAAAAUCUGACUCUAGCUGCUUGGGAUCAAACAGUACUGGAUCAGUUCCAAAAUGCACUUUAUCUGCAAACAGAGCAGUUGGAGGCUUGUGUAAUCAAAAAGCACACCCAGCACUGUCAUAGUAAAGAAGUCAGCAGGCUGAAAUUGAAAAAGUACUUCCAAAAAAUAGACUGUUUUCUUGAAGAUAAACAACACAACCUGUGCUCUUGGGAGAUCAGCCGCGCAGAAAUGAGGAGAUGUCUCCAACUGAUUGAUAAGGUGAUAAGGAAGCUUAAAAACUAAGGGUGUCCAUACUCUCCUCUCUACCACUCAUGGAUGAAAGGUAAAGAAGAGAUGGCAGACAUGGCUCUCAUGGAUAAAGCUGAAAUACCAGAAAUAAAAACAGCUAGCAACUUCACCAUGAUCCAGAACAACAAAAAAGACCAAAACAC
Molecule: messenger RNA, 737 nt
Organism: Serinus canaria (Common canary)
Lineage: Eukaryota; Metazoa; Chordata; Aves; Passeriformes; Fringillidae
Product: interferon kappa-like
Exons: 2
Coding region: 34-588 (184 amino acids)
Biological process (GO): B cell differentiation; response to exogenous dsRNA; cytokine-mediated signaling pathway
Cellular component (GO): extracellular region
Molecular function (GO): cytokine activity; type I interferon receptor binding
Source: RefSeq, a predicted model, not a curated record